This is a messenger RNA of Anthonomus grandis grandis, 3112 nucleotides long. It is a transcript of the gene Sobp, whose product is annotated as sine oculis-binding protein homolog. Lineage: Eukaryota; Metazoa; Arthropoda; Insecta; Coleoptera; Curculionidae. Gene Ontology annotation, cellular component: nucleus. The record is from RefSeq and is a predicted model, not a curated record. Bases 200 to 1441 code for a protein of 413 amino acids. Gene Ontology annotation, biological process: animal organ development. The transcript is spliced from 4 exons.
AAUCACAACGCUCUCACACUCGGUUCGGACAGUUACUAUAUCCGAUACAUUUUCAUUAUAUUAAAUUUCCACAUGCGUAGUUUCCAUUUCAUAAUUAAAAAUAAGUACAUUUUAAAACAGUGUCGUAUAGUUUCGGUCACUUUAUUAACAAUUGUUGGGCGCCAAAAAGUUCAAAGGAGCAAUAAUAAUAAUAAUAAUAAUGGAAAAACGCAAAGAACUCGAGGGAGAUAUGCCCGUGAGCAAAAUAACCGUAAAGAAACCCGAAGAUAUUAAGAGUUUCGCGGAGUCAACCAUGAAUGAACUAUUGGGUUGGUACGGGUACGACUCAUCCAAGCAGGAACCACAAGAUGCCCGAAACUCACGCAGCAUUUCGGUGAAUAACGACUCGGAAAGCGAAACCUUUUUGGAAGGUUGCGGUUGGUGCGGAAAAUCCAUAGAAGAAAACAACAGCGUCGUGUCAGCUACUGCAGCAUUCUGUUCGGAGCUGUGCUUCUCCCAAUCCCGUAGGGCCAGCUUCAAACGUAAUAAAACGUGUGACUGGUGUCGACAUUCUCAUCAUACUGUGUCAUAUGUAGAACUACAGGACAACUCGACCCAGCUACAGUUUUGCUCAGAUUCAUGCUUGAACCAGUACAAGAUGCACAUCUUUUGCCGAGAAACUCAAGCCCACCUGGAACUCCACCCUCACAUUCAUGAAGGAGACUCUAGUGGAAACCUGAUCACUCCUGACCUCUGGAUGAAGAACUGCGUAUCUCCACCUCAAACGAGUAGAUCGCCUCCAAAACCUCCUCCAAUCGAGCCGUUACAUUUAAUAACUGUGGCGCCCCCUAGUAAAUUGCUUGCGAACGACUCGAAAAGAAAUCGAUCGAAGCACGUUAAACGAUCGAAAAGGGGAGGAUGUUCUUCCACCAUUACGUCGUUAUGUGAGGAUGCUCCUCAGGAUUUGAGGAUACGACAAAGUCCUCCCGUUAUGCCAGAAACCCCUCCUGAGGUCCUAAGUGGUCCGUCAAAAGAUGAUGCUACAUGUAGAGUUGAAGAGGAAUUGAAACAGGAAUCUAGUCAAGCAAACUUGUCUUCUCAAAAUAUCCGUGCUAUCCUAAGCAGUAUUUUACCACCCCCAACAACUUUCGUGCCAUAUCCAGUCAUACUGCCAUUGCCAAUACCUAUACCGAUUCCAAUACCUAUACCAAAGAUGUUUGAAACGAAUACUGGAAAGGAUCUUAUUGAACUGAAGCAUUGCUUAGUGCAAACAGACUUUGACCCACAUUUGAGUAACAAUAACAAUAAUUGCCAGAACGAUUUGGAAAUUGAUGACGUUGAAAAGGAGUCGAGUGAUUCGACGCAAGUCAGUCAAACGAGACUCUUAAGGAAACGUAAACGCAACGAGACCAAAACCAAAAUGUUUUCUAAGCAUAAAAAGACAUUAGCGACGUUGCCAUAGACUGUUGGCGUAUGCGCAAUUCGUACCAAAAACUAUUGUUAGUAUUAGUUAGUAUUUAUUAUCCUCAACCUCGAUUCAAGUUGGAUUUGUUUCCAAUUUUUAGGAUGCAAGGUGUCUGGUAAAAAUUGCAGUUGCCAAAUUCGUGAACCCCGUUUAAUUGAAGUGCCGUAUUCAAUGGCGGAAUGACACACGAGUGUUGAAAUUAAUUGGUUUGGUUUAACAUUAGGCAUUUCAUAACACAUUUUAAGUCAAUGUUCUAAUUGAAACAUUUUUUACAGCCUGUCAAAGAUGAUAGUAAAACUUUUCUUAUUUUUUUUGACUUUUAGUACAAAAAAAAUCCAUAACUCUCUUAAAAGUUGACCAAAUUUGCUCAAACUUUCACCUAAUUAUUAGGAAAGCUUUGAUUUAUAUUGCUCAAUAUACCUUAACUUGAUACUUUAAUUAGAAAUUUUUUUACAGGCUGUCAAAGUUGAUGGUGAAAAUUUUCUUAUUUUUUAGACUCUUAGUACAAACGAGUCCAUAAGUCCCGUAAAAAUCGUCCAAAUUUGCUUUAAGUGCCUCUUAAUUAUUAGGAAAGCUGCAGUUUAUAUUUUCAAAUAUAUUUUCACUUGAUGCUUUAAAUAAAAAAUUUCUUACAGGCUGUCAAAGAUGAUGGUACAAAUUUUCACGUUUUUUUUUAAUUUUCAGUACACAAAAGUCCAUAACUCUCUUACAGAUUGUCCAAAUUUACUCAAAGUUCCACUAAAUCAAUUGAAAAACUUCUUUUUAUAUUUUUGAAUAUAUUGUUAGUUAGAAUAUUAUUUUCAAAAUUUUUUACAGGCUGUAAAACAUUAUAGUAAAACUUUUCUUAUUUUUUUAGACUCCUAGUACAAAAAAUCCCAUAACUCCUGUAAAAAAUGUCCAAAUUUGCUAAAAGUUCGAUUUAAUUAUUAGAAAAAUUUUAUUUUAUAUUCUCAAACAUAACUUAACUUAAUACUUUAAUUAAACAAUUUUUUACAGGCUGUCAAAGAUGAUAUUAAAUAUUUUCUUAUUUUUUUGGACUCUUAGUACAAAAAAGUCUCUAAUUCCUUAUCGUCCAAACUUGCCUAAUGUUUCAUUUAAUUAUUAGAAAAGCCUCAUUUUAUAUUACUAAAGAUACUUUAACUUGAUAAUUUAAUUAGAAAAUUUUUUACAGGUUGUCAAAGAUGAUGGUAAAAAUUUUCUUAUUUUUUUCGGACUCUCAGUACAUAGAUAUCAAUAACUCCGUUAAAAGUUGCCCAAAUUUCCCCAAAGUUCCACUAAAUCAUUAAGAAAACUUUAUUAUAUGUUCCAUAAGAUACUUCAACUUAAUACUUUGUAUGAAAAAAAACUAUAGCCUGUCAAAUAUCAUGGUAAAAAUUUUUUUAAACCUUCAGUACAAAAAAAAGCAUAACUUCUUUAAAAGUUAUCCAAUUUUUCUCAAACUUUCACUUGAUCGUUAAGAAAACUUCUUUUUAUUUUGUUUAAUUGAGAAAUUAGAGACAGGGUUAAAUGUACCUAUUUGAGGCUAGUCUAGGUACCGGACACCCUGUAUAAGGACAACAAAAUUUUAAUAGUGAGUAUAUUAAUCUAUUGUAUAUAGAUAUGUAUGUACUUUUUUAUUAAUUAUGUUUUUUUUUAUUUAUUGUGUUAAUAAAGGCGUUACAAAAUGUA